Molecule: messenger RNA, 2114 nt
Organism: Gadus chalcogrammus (walleye pollock)
Lineage: Eukaryota; Metazoa; Chordata; Actinopteri; Gadiformes; Gadidae
Product: high affinity immunoglobulin gamma Fc receptor I-like
Exons: 6
Coding region: 932-1816 (294 amino acids)
Biological process (GO): cell surface receptor signaling pathway
Molecular function (GO): transmembrane signaling receptor activity
Source: RefSeq, a predicted model, not a curated record
GUGUGUGUGGAUAAUUAUAUAUAAAUCAAAACAAUAACCAUCAAUGCAUUUUCCAGCUUUGUACACAACAGCACUUUGACGAGGCCGUCUGAGUCGGUGUGUUGGUGAGAGGCCUUCAGGCUCUGUUGGGGGGACGGCAUGGGGAUUUGAUCAUUUGUUUUAGGACUCUAUUUUAACCUAUCUAUUAUUCAAAGACCUCAAACCGUUUGGUUAAUUUGUAAACGGGGCGGGGUCGCGUUGGAGGAGGAAUGCUGAUGUGUGCCGUCAGGGCACCGAUAUUGAUCGAUCGAGUCAUCUCAUUGUAUGCACUAACAUUGAUCAGGUAUUGGGAAGUAAAAAAAAUCUAACCAUGUAGGUUUGGUGUUGUUUAACAAUGAGCUAUGUAAUACAAACUAUUUUAUUUAAAUAAGUUAUUGAAGAAACAGUGUUUUACGACCAUUCAUGAGCUUGUUUCAUUAAGAUAGAAUAAUAAUAAAAAGUCAAAAUGUUCUGACGGUUUGAUCCCUGCUUAUAUUCCUUUUUAAUUCCCUUAGUGUUGCUAUUGUCUACCAUCAUGUAUGAUGUGAGUAUCAUGCAUUAAAGCAUAUAUAUGAUAUAAAAAAGGGUAUGCCUGCUUGCUGUGGUGGCGGUUUGAAGGCUUUUCUAAACGGUGGAUAGUAAUGAAUAAGUAGAAAACCGUUACAAUAUGGAGCUAAUGAACUGGGUUCGCAGGGAAAUGGGGAUCUCUGAAAGCGAAGUGAAUCCUCACACAUAACUCCGGCUUCUCCUGACCUAAAGUGGACCUUAGCAACGGCUUAAUUUCAGUGCCAACCGGUUUUGUAAGAGGACAUCCUGGGGGAUUUGUGGAGAAAGAACACAAACUUUCAGUUCCCGUUUGCUUUAUAAAAGAGAAGAGAAGUUUGAAUCAAGGUCUUCUGGACGAACGGACGAGAUGGAUAGGCCCCUUUGUCUCCUCGUUGUUUCAACGCUACUGACCGUGCUUCGUUCAGAAAAAGUGGGUGAAGAAUUCAAAGCCACGCUGACCAACAUGGGCCCUUCCACCAUAUUCCACGGGGAGUCCAUCCGCCUGACAUGCGAUGUCACUGACCCCCGGUCCACGUGGGAACACGUGUGGUUUCGGGACGACAAGCGGCUGGAUCAGCGCGGGGAGCUGACCAUCCUCUCCGCGGUCGUCGGGGACGCUGGGAAUUACACCUGCAGGGGGGAGAGGAGGGGGGCAGUGGGGAUCAUUUACACCCCCAAGAGCCUGCAACACAGAAUCUCGAUCGGCAUGGGCGAUGUCCUGCUGACGGUGAGACAGCCCGUCCUGUUGGGGGCGACCCUGGACGCCCAGUGUCGGGUGCGGGGCACGCCCAUGCUGACCGAGGUGAAUCUGUACAAAGACGAUGUCUUGGUGUCAAGUCGAACUGACGGGAUGGCAGAUUUCACCCUUCCUAACGUCAACCUCACGUAUCAGGGCACAUACCAUUGUUUGGCCGGUUGGUUUGAUGGACAGCAAAACCAUGCCAAAUCUCUAGGCAAUCCGGUGACUGUCGAAGAGGUUGUUUCUAAGCCCAUUUUGUUUUUGGAUGUGAACGCCAACACUAAGCCCCAAGACAUGACUCUCAACUGCACGUUCACCUUCACCAAACCGGAUCCGGCCGCUGAAGUUCACGUCUACUUCUACAGAGACGAGACGAAACUUGUAGGAAUCGCCCGGUCUCAGAAGAGACCGAGGCUGGUGGUCCUGGCGAAGGAGGGCGCGUACCGCUGCAGGGCCCGGGUCCCCUCGCUGAACCUCGACAAGUGGAGCGAGCCGAGGGAAUACAGACCCUGAGCCGCGCACCCAUCCCUGCUGGAGCCCUCUCCCCACGAAGGGAGCCCCUUCUGAGGGAAUCCUCUUCUGAGGGGAGCCUCUGGCUGUCUGAGACGGGAUCCUCUGCAAUAAUCAUUUAGCCGAUAUGAAAUCAAGUACAAUAAUGACUAAUGAACACUGAAUCCCUUUUAUUUUAUUUUUUUAUUGUUUUUCAAGUUUUCAAGAAAUUAUGUAACAACUUAAAUGACAUGUGCUUUCUGAAUCAAAUAAACAAAUACCCUUUUUGGCAAAACAAAAUAUGGCUAAAAACAAUUUUACU